AUGGUGAAAGCUUUACGAAGGCCUUUCCAGGUGUUGCUGCUGGAGGCGGGCUCCGAGCUCCCGCACUGGACCGAGGUGCCCGGCCUGACGGGCCUCUCGGUGGCCCCGCCGCACAUCUGGGAGCACCGCACGCAGCCCCAGACCAGCGCCUGCCGUGGGGAGAAGCACGACCGCUGCCACAUCGCCACGGGACGCGCCCUGGGAGGCACCAGCGCCAUCAACAACAUGAUCUACAUGCGCGGACACAGGGAUGAUUACGAGAACUGGGCGGCAAUGGGAAACAAAGGAUGGUCGUAUGAAGAAGUGCUGCCCUUCUUCAAGAAAUCGGAGGAUCUGCGCUCGGAAGCCAUCUGGCGGCUUCCAGAUGCAGCAAAGUAUCACAACCGCGGCGGGCCGCUCACAGUCAGCUCACUGGAGUACCGUUUUCCAGCACUGCAGGCAUUGCAGCAAGGAGUCAUUCUCUCCAACAUGAGUGUUGUAACUGACUUUACCGACAACACAAUGGUAGGUUAUGGAUAUUGCCAUGGAACAGUAAGAGCAGGAAGACGCUGCAGCACAGCAAAAGCAUUUCUCGAGCCAGCGAGGAGACGAACGAAUCUACAUAUAAAGCAGAGAGCUUUGGUAACCAGGGUACUGAUAGACGUCAACACCAAGGCCGCGUACGGCGUGCAAUAUCUGGAGCGCGGCAGAACGAAAGUAGUCAGAGCAUCUCGUGAAAUCAUUCUGUCUGCUGGGGCGUUCGGUUCACCAAAGAUACUCAUGCACUCUGGAGUUGGAAGGCAGGAAAUUUUAAAGCCGUUGGGGAUUCCCGUUAUCCAGAACUCUAGCGUUGGCUGUAACUACCACGAUCACAUUCUCUACGAGGGCCUCGCGUAUGUCUUCGACUGCAGAAAUUUCGGAAGGGAGAGUCUGCUAAAGGACACGCUCAGGUACUACCGGAACAAAACCGGGCCGUUUUCUAACAUCCUCUGCAAUGGAUUUAUGGGCUUCUUGCAGACGAUAAAUGAGACCUCCAAGGGAAACAGGCCGAGCAUGCAAGUGUAUCACCAGUGCGCAGCACUAGCGAUCCCCGUGGGCGAUACCGUCCCAGUCAUCAUAUCAGCAACGACGAAAAUUAGUCGGCAGGCAGAGUGGAUACAAGUGUUAACGGAAACAGGGUGCAUGGUUGCGCCAGUGCUGUUGCUUCUGCAGCCGCGCAGUAGGGGUUGCGUCGAGCUGCGAAGCGCGAACCCGCACGAUGAUCUGAUCGUCAAGGCCAACUACAUGACGCAACCCGAGGACAUGGAGACCUUACUGGAAGGCCUCCAGCAGGUGGUCGACGUCGGCCUGCGGACCCCCGGCGUGCGAGGUGUUCGCCACGUACCACUGCCACAGUGCUCCCACUACGGCGCCCUCACUAGGGACUACUGGCGCUGCGCCAUGCCUUUCGUGACAUCAUCGGCUAUGCACCCGGUUGGCACUUGUGCCAUGGGCGCCGGAAAUGACGCAGUCGUCGAUCCACAGCUGCGGGUGCGGGGCAUCUCUGCGCUGCGCGUCGUCGACGCCUCGGUCAUGCCAGCUAUCGUCAGCGGCAACACCAACGCACCAACCAUUAUGAUCGGUGAAAAGGCUGCAGAUAUGAUUGCUGAGACAUGGCGCGGACGAAACUGA
Messenger RNA from Schistocerca piceifrons (Central American locust), 1650 nucleotides. RefSeq names its product glucose dehydrogenase [FAD, quinone]-like. Lineage: Eukaryota; Metazoa; Arthropoda; Insecta; Orthoptera; Acrididae. Gene Ontology annotation, molecular function: flavin adenine dinucleotide binding; oxidoreductase activity, acting on CH-OH group of donors. The record is from RefSeq and is a predicted model, not a curated record. Bases 1 to 1650 code for a protein of 549 amino acids. The transcript has 3 exons.